Periophthalmus magnuspinnatus is the source of this 14082-nucleotide messenger RNA. RefSeq names its product WD repeat and FYVE domain containing 3 (gene wdfy3). The transcript has 66 exons. The record is from RefSeq and is a predicted model, not a curated record. Lineage: Eukaryota; Metazoa; Chordata; Actinopteri; Gobiiformes; Gobiidae. The coding region runs from base 247 to 10827 and encodes 3526 amino acids. Gene Ontology annotation, molecular function: protein binding; metal ion binding.
AGCACAGACUGUAUGGAAGGGAGGCAGCUCCACAGCGGCCCUGCGUUACGUUCGGAUGUAGAGGAAAAAUGGCCACCGGCAUAGACCCAGAAAAACGGGCAGUGGACGCGAGGGGACUGCAGAUUUGGUGGUGACAUAUGGAUAUUCUCACAGUGCCUCGCAUCGACUCGUGUUACCCUCCGGAGCGUCAUACUGUCCCCCGAACCACAACCGUCUGCUGUGACCGCACACUGGUGGGCCGUCAGGAUGAACAUGGUGAAGCGGAUGAUGGGCAGGCCCCGGCAGGACGACUGCAGCCCACAGGACAACGCACUGGGCCUCAUGCACCUGCGCCGCCUCUUCUCCGAGCUAUGCCACCCCCCACGUCACAUGACCCAGAAGGAGCAGGAGGAGAAGCUCUACAUGAUGCUGCCCGUCUUCAACCGGGUUUUUGGGAACGCUCCACCCAGCAGCAUGACGGAUAAGUUCUCAGACCUACUGCAGUUCACCACACAGGUGUCCAGACUCAUGGUGACUGAGAUCCGCCGCAGAGCUUCCAAUAAGUCCACAGAGGCCGCCAGCCGGGCCAUCGUGCAGUUCCUGGAGGUGAAUCAGAGUGAAGAGGCCAGUCGGGGCUGGAUGCUCCUGACCACCAUCAACCUGCUCGCCUCCUCUGGACAGAAAACUGUGGACUGCAUGACGACCAUGUCUGUGCCAUCCACCCUGGUCAAAUGCCUGUACCUGUUCUUCGACCUGCCCAACAUGGUGGAGGCUCCAGUGGGCUCUACCCCUCAGCCCCCUCCUCCACCCCCACCCCAAGACAAGACCCCCGGACAGGGCCACAGCCAGACCCACUCUGAGCUGCCUCUGGCUGACCGCAGAGUCCUACUCCAGAAAGUGUUUGUCCAGAUCCUGGUGAAGCUGUGCACAUUUGUGUCCCCGGCCGAGGAACUGGCUCAAAAGGACGAUCUGCAGCUGCUGUUCAGUGCCAUCACCUCCUGGUGCCCCCCUCACAACCUGCCCUGGAGGAGGAGUGCAGGGGAGGUGCUAACCACCAUCUCCCGACAUGGCCUCAGCGUCAACGUUGUCAAGUAUAUCCACGAGAAGGAGUGCCUGUCUACGUGUGUGCAGAACAUGCAGCAGUCUGAUGACCUCUCCCCAGUGGAGAUCGUGGAGAUGUUUGCAGGCCUCUCCUGUUUCCUCAAAGACUCCAGUGACGUGUCCCAGACUCUGCUGGACGACUUCCGCAUGUGCCAGGGCUACACCUUCCUGUGUGACCUGCUGCUCAGGCUGGAGCAAACUAAGGAGGACGAGUGUAAGGAUGCUCUGAAGGACCUGGUGAACCUGGUGACCUGCCUGUGCACGUACGGAGUGAGUGAGCUGAAGCCCGCGGGGCUGACCACUGGGGCACCUUUCCUGCUGCCAGGUUUUGUCCUGCCUCAGCCCUCAGGCAAAGGCCACACAGUGCGGAAUAUCCAGGCUUUCUCUGUGCUGCAGAAUGCUUUCCUCCGUGCUAAGAGUAGCCGCCUGGCCUGCAUGCUGCUGGACGCCAUCGGAAACAUCUAUGCGGCUGAGCCAUCCAACUACUUUAUCCUGGAGUCUCAGCACACACUUUCACAGCUGGCAGAGCGUGUGGUUAAGCUGCCUGAGGCCCAGGCCAAGUACUUUGAACUGCUGGAGUUUGUGGUGUUCAGCCUGAACUAUGUGCCCUGUAAAGAGCUCUUCAGUGUCAGUGUCCUUCUCAAGUCCAGCUCGUCUCACUGCUGCAGUGUGACGGCCGUGCGCACACUGCUCAAACUAGCACGCCACGACCCUGUGUUCAGCGACGUGCUGCGGGAGGUGGGGCUCCUCGAAGUGCUUGUCAACCUACUACACAAGUAUGCUGCCCUGCUGAAAGAGCCUGGAGCUCAGCCGGGAACUCAGCCUGGAUCCCAGCCCGGAGCUCAGCCCGCUAACAGCCACGAGCAGGGCGAUGGUAAGAGACCUGAUGUGCUGGAGGAGCAGAAACAGCUGGCCUGGCUCGUCAUGGAGACAUUGACCGUACUGCUGCAGGGCUCCAACACCAACGCAGCUUUGUUCAGAGAGUUUGGUGGUGCGCGCUGUGUCCAUAACAUAGUGAAGUACCGUCAGUGCAGGGAGCACGCUCUGCUCAUCAUCCAGCAGCUGGUGCUGUCACCCAGUGGAGACGACGACAUGGGCACUCUGCUAGGCCUCAUGCACUCAGCCCCCUCCAGUGAACUGCAGCUCAAGACCGACAUCCUGCGGGCCCUGCUCCUGGUGCUGCGUGAGAGCCACCGCACCCGCACAGUGUUCCGAAAGGUGGGUGGCUUCGUUUACGUCACCUCUCUACUGGUCGCCAUGGAGCGGUGCCUGUGCCAGCCACCCUGCCACGGCUGGGAGCGUGCCAACCAGAACCAGGUGUUUGAGCUGCUGCACACGGUGUUCUGUACGCUGACUGCCGCCAUGCGCUACGAGCCCGCCAACUCCCACUUCUUCAGGACUGAGAUACAGUAUGAGAAGCUGGCCGAUGCUGUCAGGCUCCUAGGCUGUUUCUCGGAUGUGAAGAAGCUGGGGGCCACUGGGGUGUUCCCGUCCAAUGCCCAGCCCUUCCAGAGGUUGCUGGAGGAGGAGCUAGGGCCCACGGGUGGUGGGGACAGUGUCUGCCCCACCCUCAAACACUGCAGCAAGCUCUUCAUUUACCUCUACAAGAUGGCCACCGACUCCUUCGACAGGUUUGGGUACUACGGGUCCUCUGCUCCUGUCAAGGCCCUCACUGAGCUGAAGCUCCACCUGUCGGCCUCACCUGCCCCCCCUUCCUCCUGGUCCCUGUCUGACAUGGUGGUCAUUCAUCCAGGUGCAGUGCUGGCCAUGCUGGACCUGCUGCCCUCUGUGAGCUCUGAUAGCCAGCCUGAGCAUGCUCUGGACCUGCAGCUGGCUGUGGCGAACGCCCUCCAACAGCUGGUGAACUCUGAGAGGAACCAGCAGAUCCUCUGUGAGGCCUGUGUUCACCAGAAGCUGCUCCAGCGCUGCAGCCAAGCUCUGGGCGACGAGGAGCACCCACUGCACCCACCCCUCCAGAGGAUGUUUGAGAGGCUUGCCUCUCAGGCGCUGCUGCCCACCCCUCUCAGGGAGUUCCUGCGGCUUGGAGACCCUUUAAACUGUGGUGCAUGGGACAAGAAGCAGCUGAAGCAGUACCGUGUGCACAAGCCCAGCUCGCUCAGCUAUGACCCUGACAUGAGGAACAGUAUGACCUUGUCCAUGGAGGGCUUUGGUCCUGAUAGUGUUUUCACCACUCCGGCUGAGGACAACGGCCAGUACCGCAUCAGCCGCAGCCUUGUGCGCUCUGCGGAGGGCAGCACUGUGCCUCUUACCAGGGUUAAGUGUCUGGUCUCCAUGACGACGCCCCACGACAUCAGGCUACAUGGCUCUGCGGUCACUCCCCCGUUUGUAGAGUUUGACACAUCACUGGAAGGCUUUGGCUGUCUGUUCCUGCCCAGUCUGGCCCCACACAACGCCCCCCCACACACCACCAGCGGCUCAACUGUGAGCGACGGAGCUGUGCUCAGUGGCAUCGGCACAGGGGAGCGCCUCUUUCCCCCUCCCUCUGGCUUGACGUACUCCAGCUGGUUCUGUGUGGAGCGUUUCAGCUCGGCCCCCCAGGCUCACCCCCUGAGGCUGCUGACACUGGUGCGCAGAGCCAGCUCCUCAGAGCAGCACUAUGUGUGUCUGUCUGUGGUACUGUCAGCUAAAGACCACUGCAUCUCUGUGUCCACCAAAGAGGAGCUGCUGCACACGUACUCUGCUGAGGAGUCCAGUGAUGAGUCCUCCUUCUAUGAGUUGCUGCCCUGCUGUGCACGCUUCCGCUGCUCCGAGCUCAUCGUGGAGGGACAGUGGCACCACCUCUUGUUGGUCAUGAGUAAGGGCAUGCUGAAGAACAGCAUGGCCACGCUGUACCUGGAUGGGCAGCUCAUCAACACGGUCAAGCUCCACUAUAUCCACAGUGGCCCAGGGGGCUCAGGCUCCACUAAUCCCCCUGUGGUGAGCACUGUGUACGGUUACAUCGGGACACCCCCUGCCCAGAGACAGGUAUCGAGCCUGGUGUGGCGCCUGGGUCCCAGCCACUUCUUAGAGGAGGUCCUGCCUGCCGCCACCGUCACCACCAUCUACGAGCUGGGACCCAACUAUGUGGGGAGCUUCCAGGCAGUCUACCCCCCAUGUAAAGAGUGGAAGAGUGACAUGCCCCCUGUGUCUCCUGUGGUGCUGGUACCAGAGGAGAAGAUCUCCUUCAGCCUGUACGCUCACUCGGUCUCCACACUUACUGUGGCCAAGAUCCGAAAGCUAUACAAUAAGCUGGACAGCAAGGCCAUCGCCAAACAGCUGGCUGUGUCGUCUCAUGAAAAUGCAACUCCGGUUAAACUGCUGCACAACGCUGCUGGACACCUCAAUGGCCCUGCACGCACCCUUGGAGCUGCUGUCAUCGGAUAUUUAGGAGUGCGUGCGUUUGUGCCCAGACCCGUGGCCACAAGCCUCCAGUAUGUGGGUGGGGCAGCGGCCAUCUUGGGUCUGGUUGCCAUGGCGUCUGAUGUGGAGGGGCUGUACGCAGCGGUCAAAGCUCUGGUGUGUGUGGUCAAGAGUGACCCACUGGCCAGUAAAGAGAUGGAGCGCAUCAAAGGUUACCAGCUGCUGGCCAUGCUGCUGAAGAAGAAGCGCCCCCUGUUGAACAGUCACAUAUUGCACCUGACCUUCUCCCUAGUCGGCACCGUGGACAGUGGCCAUGAGACCUCCAUCAUCCCAAACUGCACCGCCUUCCAGGACCUGCUCUGCGACUUCGAGGUGUGGCUGCACGCGCCCUAUGAGCUCCAUUUGUCUCUGUUUGAACACUUCAUUGAACUGCUCACAGAGUCCAGUGAAGCAGCCAAAAACGCCAAGCUGCUGCGUGAGAUGGGUCUGAUCCCACGGCUUCUGCUCACCCUGAGGGACCCAUCCCUGUCCCAGCCGACUGUGGGGGCCAUCAGCAGUGUGCUCAGCCUCCUCCUCCAAGGCUUCCCCAACCCACUGGAGCUGCUGCGCUUUGGGCAGUUCAUCGCUUCUACGUUGCCCACCUUCGCAGUGUGUGAAAAGUUUGUCAUAAUGGAGAUUAACAACGAGGAGAAGCUGGACGCAGGAGAGGAUGAUUUCGGUGGGCUGCUUUCUGCCAGUGUCAUCCUCCUGAGGAACCGUCUGCUGGACUGUCUACUCCGGCUGCUCUUCACCCCCAAAGAGACCUCCAAGGACAAGAGCUGUGUCAAUGCCCAGGCGUGUGAAGAGGUGGUCCGGACGCUGGGCUUUGAUUGGUUGCUAAUGCUGAUGGAGGAGCACCUGCACUCCACCACUGUGACUGCUGCCCUGUGGAUCCUGGUGGUGCUGCUGUCCAACCAGUCCAUCCUGCACCGCUUUAAGGAGGGGCUGUGCGGGGGUGGCUGGCUUGAGCACACCGACUCCGUGCUCAGCAACAAGAUCGGCACAGUACUAGGCUUUAACGUGGGCCGGAGUGCUGGCGGCCGCUCCACGCUCCGGGAGAUAAACCGUGACGCAUGCCACUUCCCCGGCUUCCCAGUGCUCCAGUCUCUGCUUCCCAAACACACCAACGUUCCCGAGCUCUACUUCUUGCUCAUGGCUCUGUUCCUACAACAGCCGGUGCCCGAGCUGCCGGACAGCCUGCAGGUACAUUUUGACCUGGACUCCAUCUGGUCGUUCAUCUUCGGGGUCCCAGCCUCCAGUGGGACUGUCAUGGGUUCUGUCAGUUCUUUGUGCACUGAGGCGGCUCUGCUGCUGCUGGCCAUGCUACGCAGCAUGCUCAACCUGCCCUGGCAGUCGGAGGAGGAGGGCUCCUGGCUACGGGAGUACCCUGUCACUCUGAUGCAGUUCUUCAGAUACUUGUACCACAACCUGCCAGACCUGGGCCCUAUGUGGCACAGUGCUGACUUUCUGUGCGCUCUGGCUGCUACUGUCUUUCCCUUCAACAUCAGGCCCUACUCUGAAAUGGUGAGUGACUUGGAUGACGAGGCUGGCUCUCCCACAGAGGAGUUCAAAGCAUUCGCUGGGGACUCUGGUAUGAACCGAAGCCAGAGUGAGUAUUGCAACGUGGGCACCAAGACGUCCCUGACCAACCAUCCGGCCAAGAAAUACGUUCUGGACUUCAUGAGGGUCCUGAUCAUGGACAACAUGUGCACCAUGCCGGCCAGCAAGCAGACGCCUAUCCUAGACCUGCUGCUCGAGGCCUCUCCAGAGCGCUCCACCAGAACUCAGCAGAAGGAAUUCCAGUCCAACAUCCUGGACGGGGUCAUGGAGCACCUACUGGCUGCCGACGUGCUGCUUGGUGAAGACGCCUCUCUGCCUUUGAGCACUGGGGGAAACUACCAGACCCUGGUGAAUAACGUGUUCUACUUCAGCCAGCGUGUGGUGGACAAGCUGUGGCAGGGCAUGUUCAACAAAGACUCCAAGCUGGUGGUGGACUUCAUCGUGCAGCUCAUCGCACAGUCCAAGCGACGCUCCCAGGGCCUGUCUCUGGACUCGGUGUACCACUGUCUGAACCGCACAGUGCUCUACCAGCUGAGCCGCCCGCACAAGACCGUAGCCCAACAGGUGGCACUCCUUGACGCGCUCAGGGUCCUCACAGUCAACCGUAACUUAGUCCUGGGCCCCGGCAACCACGACCAGGAGUUUGUGGCUUGUUUGGCUCACUGCUUCAUCUGCCUGCACUCUGGGAGCAGUGUGGAGGGUUUCGGGCUGGAGGCAGAGGCGCGGAUGACCACCUGGCACGUCAACAUGUCGACUGAGAGUGAGACUGACUGUUCACCCAGCCAAGACGUCAGCGAGGGCCGACAGCUGCUCCUCAAGGCAGUGAACCGUGUGUGGACGGAGCUCAUGCACAGUAAGAGACAGAUGCUAGAGGACAUCUUUAAAGUGGCCUUGCCCUGUAAUGACCGAGGACACGUGGACAUAGUCACCGCCCGCCCCGCCCUGGAAGAGCCUGCACUCAAGAGCUGGCAGAACCACCUUGCCCAUGAGAAGAAGUGCAUCAGCCGUGGGGAGGUGGUGGUGCCUGUGACCCAGUCCAAGCUGUCCCGGGUCAGCAGCGGCUUCGGCCUGUCCAAACUGACCGGAGUGAGGCGCAACAAGAAGGAGAACAGCCUCAACAAGAACAGCAUGUCUGCUCAGGAGACCUUCCAGUGGAUGUUCACGCACAUCGCUGUGGUGAGGGACCUCGUUGCCAUGCAGUACAAAGAACACCAGGAGCGACAACAGAACACUCUGAAGUAUGUGACUGAGGACUGGGCGUCUAAAGAGUAUGAGCUGCUGCGGGAGCGGGGCCUCUGGGGGCCCCCCAUCGGCUCUCAGCUGGACAAGUUUGUGCUGGAGAUGACUGAGGGCCCCUGCCGCAUGAGGAAGAAGAUGGUGCGCAACGACAUGUUCUACAUCCACUACCCCUAUGUGGGCGAGGCAGAGAACAGCACCAGCACCUCCACACAGAAACCUCUGAGGUAUCGCCGCGCCAUCAGUUAUGACAGUAAGGAGUACUACAUGCGUGUGCUGAGCGGGAACCCGGGCAUGUACCAACACUCUGUGGAGCCCAGUGCGGAGGGCGAGACCAGCCUACAAGAGCCUGAACCUGGAGAGGAUACUAUUGCCCGGGUCAAAGGUCUAGUGAAGGCUCCCCUGAAGCGCUCCCGCUCCACAGCAGAUGGCGCUGAUGAAGACAGCCUGGAGCAGAGCCAGGACCAGCUACCGGAGUCUGGAGGUCUGGAAGACGAGCAGAAGCCAGACAACACAGCCCUGCUAAGGCUGCUUGAGGAAGGGGAGAAGAUCCAGCACAUGUACCGCUGUGCCCGCGUGCAGGGGCUGGACACCAGUGAGGGCCUGCUGCUCUUCGGGAAGGAGCACUUCUAUGUGAUCGACGGCUACACCAUGACCGUGUCCAGAGAGAUCAGGGACAUCGACACUCUGCCCCCCAACUUGCAUGAGCCCAUCAUCCCGCGAGGAGCCAGACAGGGCCAGAGCCAACUUAAGAGGACCUGCAGCAUCUUCGCCUACGAGGACAUCAAGGAGGUGCACAAGAGACGGUACCUGCUGCAGCCCAUGGCAGUGGAGGUCUUCUCAGCCGACGGCAGAAACUAUCUACUGGCCUUCCAGAAAGGAGUGCGCAACAAAGUCUAUCAGAGGUUCCUGGCGGUGGUGCCUUCCCUGGUGGACAGCUCCGAGUCGGUGUCUGGACAGAGGCCUAACACCAGCGUGGAGCAGGGGUCUGGGCUACUCAGCACUCUGGUGGGAGAGAAGUCUGUCACUCAGCGAUGGGAGCGAGGAGAGAUCAGUAAUUUCCAGUACCUGAUGCACCUAAACACACUGGCGGGCCGCUCCUACAAUGACCUGAUGCAGUACCCAGUGUUCCCCUGGAUCCUGGCUGACUACGACUCCCAGGAGCUAGACCUGAACAACCCCAAAACGUUCCGUAACCUGUCAAAACCCAUGGGUGCUCAGACGGAUGAUCGGCUCACGCAGUACAAGAAGAGAUACAAGGACUGGGAGGACCCCAACGGUGAGACUCCGGCCUACCACUACGGCACUCACUACUCCUCAGCCAUGAUCGUGGCCUCGUAUCUGGUGCGCAUGGAGCCCUUCACACAGAUCUUCCUCCGGCUGCAGGGUGGCCAUUUUGACCUGGCUGACAGGAUGUUUCACAGCAUCCGUGAGGCCUGGAUGUCUGCCUCCAAGCACAAUAUGGCCGACGUCAAAGAGCUCAUCCCAGAGUUCUUCUACUUGCCUGAGUUCCUGCUCAACUCCAACAACUUUGAUCUGGGAGCCAAGCAGAAUGGCACCAAGCUGGGGGACGUGCUGCUGCCACCCUGGGCCAAAGGUGACCCACGGGAGUUCAUCCGCGUGCACCGAGAGGCUCUGGAAUGUGACUAUGUCUCCAGUCACCUUCAUGAGUGGAUCGACCUGAUCUUCGGCUACAAGCAGCAGGGUCCUCCAGCUGUGGAAGCGGUGAAUGUCUUCCACCACCUCUUCUAUGAGGGCCAGGUGGACAUCUACAACAUCAACGACCCAUUGAAGGAGACCGCUACUAUCGGUUUCAUCAACAACUUUGGACAGAUCCCCAAACAGCUUUUCAAAAAGCCUCACCCUCCCAAGCGGGUUCGCAGUAAAACCAAUGGAGAUGUGGCCAGUGUACCACCCAGCUCCAACAGUGACAAGAUCUUCUUCCAUCAUCUGGACAACCUCAGGCCUUCUCUGGCUCCUGUCAAAGAGCUGAGGGAGCCAGUGGGGCAGAUUGUGUGCACUGACAAAGGAAUCCUGGCUGUGGAACAAAACAAAGCUCUGGUUCCUCCGUCCUGGAGCAGGACUUUUGCCUGGGGCUACGCCGACCUGUGCUGCCGCCUCACCAACUAUGAGUCGGAUAAGGCGCUGGUGGUGUACGAGAGCCUGUCUGAGUGGGGCCAGGUCCUGUGUGCCAUCUGUCCAAACCCCAAACUGGUGCUGACCGGAGGCACCAGCACAGCCAUCUGUGUGUGGGAGCUGGGCACCGCCAAGGACCGUGCCAAGUCUCUGAGCCUCAAACAGGCCUUACUGGGACACACAGAUGCAGUCACCUGCCUCACUGCCUCCUCGGCCUAUCACAUCGUGGUGAGCGGCUCCCGGGAUCGAACCUGCAUCAUCUGGGACCUGAACAAGCUGUCGUUUAUCACCCAGCUGAGGGGGCAUCGUGCGCCCAUCUCUGCCCUAUGCAUCAAUGAGCUCACUGGCGACAUUGUGUCAUGUGCGGGCACAUACAUCCACAUGUGGAGCAUUAAUGGCAGCCCCAUUGCCAGUGCCAACACCUUCACCGGGCGCAGCCAGCAGAUCCUGUGCUGCUGUGUUUCGGAGAUGUACGAGUGGGACACCCAGAACGUGAUCCUGACCGGCCACUCCGACGGAGUAGUCAGGUUCUGGAGGAUGGAGUUCCUGCAGGUCCCGGAGACCCCAGCCCCAGAGCAGGGCGAGCCGGACGUCCCAGACUGCCUCAGUGAGGAGAAGAUGGAGGGCAGUGAGAGUCACAAUGGGGAGGAGGAUAGCAGUGAGUCUGAGGGAGAAGAGCCAUGUCCAGAGUCCAAACCUCCCCGCAACCCCUCCACCGGAGGAGGCAGCCAGCCGGGCAGCCAGCCGGGCAGCGCCGUGCACCGGCCCAGAGGUCCCUCUGGGCGGGCUGGAGCCUCCUGGUCCAUGGACAGUGGUUCAGACGACUCUCACCGCUGGUCAGACACUCUCAGUAUCGACGAGAAGGACGGCUUUGUGUUUGUGAACUACUCCGAGAACCAGAUGAAGAGCCACCACUGCCCUGUGAGCCAGGCCGGCCUGGGCCCAGGGAGCACAGUGGAGGCCCGCGCGUACAACCAGCUCCGGGCAGGCUACAGAUGGGAGCGUCAGCUGGUGUUCAGGAGCAAACUCACCAUGCACACAGCCUUCGAUCGCAAGGACAACGGGCACCCGGCCGAGAUCACCUCCCUGGCCAUCUCCAAAGACCACAGUAAGGUGCUGGUGGGAGAUGGGCGUGGCCGGGUCUUCAGCUGGUCAGUGAGUGAGCAGCCCGGGCGCUCUGCUGCUGACCACUGGGUGAAGGACGAGGGUGUGGACAGCUGCUCCGGCUGCACCGUGCGCUUCUCUCUGACUGAGCGCCGACACCACUGCCGCAACUGUGGCCAGCUCUUCUGCCAGAAAUGCAGCCGCUUCCAGUCAGAGAUCAAGCGGCUAAAGAUCUCCUCUCCAGUCCGAGUGUGCCAGAACUGUUACUACAACCUACAACACGAGCGGAGCACCGAGGAGGGCCGAAACUGAUUCCAAACUGACCCCAAACUGACCCCCUAACCGCUGUCAGGGCAGGCCUCAGCUUCUCGGGACUUCAUGGACUUGUUCAUACUGUACAUAGUUUCACUUUUCUGCAACGAGAUGAGGAGAGACAGUUACUGAGCUGGAUGCCCACAGAGAGAAGAGACUUUACCACAAAACUUCUGCGUUGCCAGCAUCCGAGCAUCUUACUUUCACUUUUUUGUUGCCUUUUAUACCCAUCGACUUUGUUUUUAUAUAUUUUAGUUGUUUUUUUUGUUUUUUUAUGAAUUCCCACGAUGUGAUUUUUGCAUUUGGUUGACACAUUUCCACCACAUGCAAACAUAUCGUCCCCUGUGGAUUGGUUCAAGGGCCCUCCACAGCUCUCACAAAAGGGACGUCACCAACGCUGUAGGUUUAGUGGCAUUAUCCCACGUGUUUGCACUCCACACUUUAAGCUUGUACGCAGAGAGAACUAAUCAUGAAUUUUGUGCCAGUAUAGGACUUUGUAAAGGGCGGUUACUCAGAUUAGAUUUGCAGUUAAGUGUCAGUUGAAAUCGGUGUAAAUAGUAUUGCCGUUAAUGUGUCAAGUGCUUUUUCUAGCCGUCAACCAAACGACUAACCGCACAUCCAACUACUACUACUACUAAAUAUAGAUUAGCAUUCAUGUCCCACAUAGGAGUGUAGUUACGGAGCCCUGUUCACCAGUGAGUAAUGCACUGUAAAAAAGGGAAUGGGUCCACACAUUUACCAUGUUAAUAUUGAGGUUUAAAGUGCAUAUGACUGGUUUUAAUGUUUUUCAAAUUCUGACUUGGUUGGUGCGAUAGUGCUUGUGGUAAAUAUUGAUUGAUAGUUUUACAUCCGUUAUGCGGGAGAAGUAGUGGUGAGUUCUAAAGCAGAAUCCCUCUAACUAUAUCAUGUUUCAGUUUACAAAAUAAAGGUGUCAUUUAUUUUUAACUGAGAAUGUAACAAUAAGUGAAUGAAAUAUUGUGUACCAUAUCAUAAAAAGUCUCACAAUUAUAUCAUGGGCCAUCACUAUAUAAUGAAUUACAAAUCUCAUUCCUUAAAUGCAUUGUUUAGAUGCACGAACAGAACAGAGGGAACUACAUGAUCCUUUGCUCUGUUUCAGUGCAGACUACAUGAAGAAAUAACUGUUAUUAAGCAUUAUGACUGGUCUUGACAAGUCUUGUCAAGGCAAGGAAAAAGUAGCAUAUUCGCAAUUUUGUCACCCUCCACAAUAUAUUGCAAUAAAUAUCAUACCGUGAGAUACAUAUUGUGAAAGUAUCAUACAGAGAGUUUUGGAUAUUGUUACAGCCCUAAUCUUAUCUAUUGUGCAGUUGAGACGCUUGACCCUCGUUUACAUAACAGGAUAACAGUUGGAAUGAAAUUACCUCUACGUAUGUCAUAUCUGCUGCCAAUGUCCAACCAGGAAGUAAAAUUAAAUACAUUUCACCAAAAUUAUAUUUAAAAAAAAAGAUUUGUAGGAAAAUCUUAAAUAUAAUGAUGUUAACUAAGUUUUAGUGAAAUGUGUACUUUAACCUGUCACAUGCACUUUAAGGUCCUUUUAAAAAUAGUGUUUGAAUAAUGCCACUACUUUUAAUACUAAAGUGUCAUAAAUAUUUCACAUGAAUUCAUCUGUUUUCAAAGAAGACACUAAACCUUGUGCCAGUUUUUGUUUCAUGUGGAUAAAUCCAGUGAUUGCAGAGAUAUUGAACAUUAAGCAGAUCAAAUGCUCUGCAUUUGAAAGAAAUUCUGUCUUUUUAGAAUGUUGUGGUGUCAGAUUCUUAGUUCAGUCCUCAGCCCGACUCGGCUCCUCACGGCUUUACCCAGCUCUCAGGCUUUCACAGGCAGAGAUGGUACAGCCCUUGUAACCAACUGCUUCUAGGAACUAAUCAAUAAUAUCCAUUUGCAAAUAUUGAAAAUGGCAAUUUGUCCUACAGUGAACCCUCUUAUUAUAUCAGUUAUGUUUUAUGAGAUGACAUCAUUCAGAGUAAAGCCUUAUUCACACAUGCAGCCUGACCUGGUAAUUUACCUGCAUUUUGUCAGAACGGUAAUUUGUGAACAAAGUCUGAUUUCCCUGUAUUUACCUGGCAGUUUAUUGGAAAUAUGUAAGAAAGGCUCAUUUUCUGGCUUUCUGUGAAUAAAGCCAGAAAAUUGCCUGUACCGCUGCUUGGUUUCCUGGUUAUGAGUGUCGUUUCCUGCUUCAUUUUAAUUUAAUACGAAUGGAAUGUAACAUGUGUACAAUACAGCAUAACCAGGAAACCGAGCUGGUAACUAAGGAAAGUGAGCUGGUAACCACGGAAACCAAGAGAUGAUGAUGAUGAAAUUAUCUGGCUUUAUUCACACAUAAGCCCUCCCUGAAUAUCCCUGGUAAUUUACGCCAGGAAACCUGCAAAUCAAAAAUUCAGGGAAAUCAGUUCUAGCUUUGUUCACACGACUCUGUUCUGACAAAAUGCAGGUAAAUUCCCGGGUCAGGCUACAUGUGUGAAUGGGGUUCAAGACAUAACCAAGCAGCAAUAUAUCACAUACAAACACUUACUCACUUACGAAGUCCCGUGGAUCAUAAACAUGCACCGCUCUACAGUAUACCAUCAAGCCGUGAACAUUUCUUACUGUCCCAUCAAUAUUCAAAAUCAAAAUUAAUCUUUUUUUUGAUACAUCAUAUCUUACUGGGUGAUAUCCUCUCUUUUAAAUUACUCAAAAACUGCCUCAAACACUUCCCUUGCCUCUCCAUUGUUGUCCGUUAUUUGGGACUACUGUCUUUCUGCCCAGCUUAGUUUUUUGCAGUAAAAUAGCCCCACAUGGCCGAGUCGGGAUAGGGCUAAAGAACACAUAACUUGUACACCUCUCCUAUCUUGUCAAUAGCACAUUGUAAAUAGAAACAGAGGGCCGUGUAUGUAAAUGUACUGUUUGUCUGCACCAGGAUCCUGGCGUGCUCCUGUUUAACUUGUUCAGCGCUCUGACCUUUCACUCUUUCCCCUGUACAAAUGAGCAGAGUGGGCUGUACAGUGAUAUUUAUGCAACUGGAUCCGUUUGGAAUUUUUUUUUUUUUUUAUUCAAACCUUUUCAGCAGGUUGGUUGACUUGUUGCAUGUUUUGAACACGGCUGUUUGGAGCAGGCUACGCGCUGCAGUCUGGACAUUUCUUGUAUAGUUGAGUUCACUACAUGCUCCCACGGUCACCCCCCACUCCCACUCGACAAUGCAAAAGAACUGGUACCUACUCAUUUUAAUUUCAUUUCAAUAAAUAAUAGCUGUUACCGACAUUU